Xiphophorus hellerii (green swordtail) is the source of this 1321-nucleotide messenger RNA. RefSeq names its product mitochondrial ribosomal protein L39 (gene mrpl39). Gene Ontology annotation, cellular component: mitochondrion. The record is from RefSeq and is a predicted model, not a curated record. Lineage: Eukaryota; Metazoa; Chordata; Actinopteri; Cyprinodontiformes; Poeciliidae. The transcript has 10 exons. The coding region runs from base 164 to 1144 and encodes 326 amino acids. Gene Ontology annotation, molecular function: nucleotide binding; RNA binding.
CGUUACACAGCGGACAUCAAUAUGUGGUGCACACGACUUAUGCAUGGCGUCCUUCAACUAUAAGUGCUUCUAGCUAGAAAUUACUUUGUUUUUCUUUACUGUUAUACAGUAAAGUAUGUAUUUUUAGCUGUUUUCUCUAUUAAUUGUAUUAAUACUCGGAACAAUGGCGACAAGGACCGCGUGCCAAGUUUUCAGGAGACGGUUCUCAUCCGCUGCAGCGGCUCUGCGUCCGUCACCCGCAGAGAUACGCAGUCGCCGUAACGCCGUGUUCUCUAGAGAGCAGGAAAGGCAGAGAGCUCUGUACCCCCGCAUCGAGAAGAUCGAGGUGUCCCUGAGGGGGCCUGGCCUGGACGGCACACUACUGAUCAUGAACAAAGGCAUGUCCACUCCACUGAGCUGCGCCAGACAUCUGACUGAGUAUCAUGUGGACAACUCGGCACUGGCGCUUGUGGAUGGAGAGCUGUGGCCCCUCCACCAGCCCCUCACCGACUCCUGCACCCUCACUCUGCUCACGUUCAACGACAGCGAACCGACUCUCCUCAACGAGGCUUACUGGCGUUCCUGCUCUGCCCUGCUUGGACAGGUCCUGGAGACGGCGUUUAAGGAUGAUUACACCGUGGAGCUGCUCAACACACCGGAGAUCCCAGUGACUUCAGGGGCGUUCUGCUGUGACGUCGUCCUCGACCCUCAGCUGGACUCCUGGACUCCAUCGCCGGAGUCUCUGCGUUCUCUGACCCGCGGGGCCCAGCAGCUGAUCCAUCACAACCUGGCUUGGGAGCCUCUGGAGGUGGCGCCCUCUGUGGCGCUGGAGGUUUUCUCACAUAGCAGGUGUAAACAGGAGGAAGUAGAACAGAAAGCAUCAGACAGUCCUAAAGGCACAGUCAUGCUCUAUAGAUGUGGUGAUCAUGUGCUGCUGAGUGGGGGCCCUCUAGUGGCCAGAACAGGCCUGUGCUCCCAGUAUGAGGUGACAGCUAUGCACAGCCUGGGUCAGGGUCCCUGGGGUCACCACCGCAGAACGCAGGGCCUCUCUCUGCCUCUGCAGCUACAGGCUCAUCACACGAUCUGGAGGAGACUGAGGCAGCGGGCAGAGAAGCUGGUAGAACCAGAAGAGAAACAAGAAUCGACUCCACCCCCCCUCUCCUGACUCGGCUCAGCCUCCAACCAGCCAGUGAUCGCCUUCCACCCCAUUCUGACCCUCAACCAUCUAUCAUUUGUUCAAUAAAUGCUCAACAUUAGCCACAAAUCGGCUUCAUUUUUGUGAUCCUUGCAGCUGUAAACAAAUGAGCCAAAAUAAAGUAACGUGUCUGCUUUUUGCAACAAA